This is a messenger RNA of Syngnathus acus (greater pipefish), 5413 nucleotides long. It is a transcript of the gene slitrk2, whose product is annotated as SLIT and NTRK-like family, member 2. The record is from RefSeq and is a predicted model, not a curated record. Gene Ontology annotation, molecular function: protein binding. NCBI's taxonomy places the organism in Eukaryota, Metazoa, Chordata, Actinopteri, Syngnathiformes, Syngnathidae. The transcript is spliced from 2 exons. Gene Ontology annotation, biological process: axonogenesis; positive regulation of synapse assembly; regulation of presynapse assembly. Gene Ontology annotation, cellular component: glutamatergic synapse; membrane. The coding region runs from base 708 to 3356 and encodes 882 amino acids.
GCUCUCAUUGUAUAGAGCGCAGCAGGAGGACUAGGAGCAUAGGCUCCGCUUAAGCUUCAGCUCAGGGAAGAUAGAUUUCCCAUGAUUCUCUCUCUCUUUUUCUCUCUCUCCCUCCCUCCCUCCCUCCCUCGCUCUCUUUUUCUGUCUCUGUCCCCCCCCUUGUCUCUAUCACAUGCUCUCGCUUGUGCUGCUUCCUGCUGAUUCCCACCCCAAGAGUUCCUUUUUAUUCCCCUCUUUUGUUUUCUUUCAAGACCUUAAAGGAUAUCCAGUCGCGCAUCACUGUGCAAUAACUGCACUUUAUUUUCUGGGAUGUUUACAGAUGGUUUUUAUUGACUAAAAUGACAUGCUUUUUUGCAUUUGAUAUGAGGAGAGAGAGGGAGCGUAUUGCUAUCCGUGUCACCCUCUGAAUAUUUGCUGCAGCUGCUGGCGAGCUGCUCGCCAAGAAGCCACUGAAUAUGUGGUCACCCUGAGCAAAAAAGGGAAGGCAGUGAAUGGAUUUUCUUGCAAUGGUUCUCUGCGUCUGACAAUGUUCCAAAUCCAUCUUCCACACAGGAUCCCGUUCGUUUCCAGUGCUUUUUGUCUUUAACAGGAUUGGGUUUUUUUCCGUGCUGAGGAAUUUUGGAAUUGUUUUCUCUUCCAAAGUGGAGGCUCACCAUGCAAACGUAAAUGCCGGAUCCAUGUAUUAACAAGCACUUUUGGUUGUAAACAUGCUGAGCGGUGUCCUCUUUCUGAGCGUCCUCACGGUCACCAGCCUGUCGCCAUCUGAGACGGAGAGCCGCAAAACUUCAGCCUCCAAAGAUAUCUGCAAGAUCCGCUGCGCCUGCGAGGAGAGAGAGAACAUUUUGAAUAUUAACUGUGAGAAUAAAGGAUUUACCACCGUCAGCCAGUUCCAGGCACCCCCAAAUAAGAUCUCACAGCUUUUUCUAAAUGGGAACUUCCUGUCUCGUAUUGGUGCAAAUGAGUUUGUCAAUUAUGGCAAUGUCACCUCUCUGCAUCUGGGCAAUAAUGGAUUACAGGAGAUCGGGAGCAAUGCUUUUCAGGGGCUGCGCUUCUUAAAGAGGCUGCACUUGAACAACAACAACCUGGAGGGGAUAAAGGAGGACAUGUUUGCGGGACUCGAGAGUAUGGAGUAUUUACAGGCAGAUUAUAAUUAUAUCAGCACCAUUGAACCAGGCGCUUUCAGUAAGCUGAACAAGCUUAAAGUCUUGAUCCUCAAUGACAACCUCCUGUUGUCUUUGCCUCCAAAUAUCUUCCGCUUCGUGCUCCUUACCCAUUUGGAUUUACGUGGCAACAGGCUCAAGACUUUGCCCUUUGCAGGGGUUCUGGAGCACAUUGGUGGGAUCAUGGAGAUCCAGCUGGAAGAAAACCCGUGGAAUUGUACUUGUGAUCUGAUUCCUCUAAAAUCCUGGUUGGACACUAUUUCAGUCUUUGUGGGGGACAUUGUAUGCGAGACACCAUUCAGGCUCCACGGUAAAGACAUCACGCAGCUGAUAAAGCAGGAUCUGUGCCCACGCAGAAAUGCUGGCGAGCGUGCUCACCCUGCCUCUGACUCUCACUUCCAAGGGGCGCUGCCCGCAACCUACCUCCCCGGCAUGAUCUCCCCCACCCGUCUCCCUAAAGCCUCGCGACCCCCUAAAAUGCGCUACCGGCCGACUCCUCGCAUCGCAAAGGACAAACACGUCUUUGGGCCUAUAAUGGUUUACCAGACACGCUCGCCUGUGCCUAUUUUGUGCCCCAGUGUGUGCGUGUGCACAUCCCAAAACCCGGACAGUGGGCUGAACAUCAACUGUCAAGAGCGGAAGUUGCAUAACAUCAGUGAGUUGAACCCCAAGCCCUCGUACCCAAAGAAACUGCACCUGACCGGUAACUACCUUCAAGUGAUCUACAGACCCGAUCUGACGGAGUACAGUCUGCUGGAGCUGCUUCAUUUAGGAAAUAACCGGAUCGCGGUGAUUCAGGAAGGUGCAUUUGAGAACCUGACAAAUCUGAGGCGGCUCUAUCUGAACGGGAAUUACAUCGAGUCGCUUUCACAAUCGCUUUUUGCCGGCCUGCAAUCGCUCCAGUAUCUGUAUUUGGAAUACAAUGUCAUCAAAGACAUUUUACCGCAGACCUUCAACGCUUUACAUAACCUUCAGCUGCUUUUUCUCAACAAUAACCUGCUGAGAUCACUGCCUGACAACGUCUUCGGGGGCACCAUGCUAACACGACUCAAUUUACGGAAUAAUCACUUCUCCUAUCUGCCCGUUAAGGGUGUGCUUGACCAGUUAUCGGCAUUUAUCCAGAUUGACCUCCAGGAGAACCCCUGGGACUGCACCUGCCACAUUGUGGCACUCAAAAACUGGAUGGAGCUGUCCAGCACCAGUGUCGUGGUUAAUGAAAUCACUUGUGACUCACCCUCUAAGCACGCUGGUCGCCUGCUGCGCUCACUGCGCAAUGAGGCCAUCUGUCCCGAGCCAAGCCAAGAGCCCCCACCUCAAUAUGCCCCCCCUACCAAAGCCCCGACACUUGUGAGUCCCAGUACUGAGUCACCAACACCCUCUUCCUCCUCUUCUUUCAGCUCAGUCAGACCCACUGAAUCCCGACUGCAAACCCCUGAGCUGCAUCCAGAAGUCCCGCUUUCAGUUCUCAUUCUAGGGCUUCUUAUUGUUUUCAUCCUGUCAGUCUGUUUUGGAGCAGGGCUCUUUGUCUUUGUUCUAAAACGACGCAAAGGGGUGGAACAUGUCCCAACGGGCUCUAACAAUAUAGAUCUGAACUCCUUCCAAGUGCAGUAUGGCUCCUACAAUCCAGAACCAACCCAAGAUAAAAAUUCCCAAAGUCAUGUGUAUAAUUACAUCCCCCCACCCAUGGGUUCCAUGUGCCAAAACCCAAUUUACAUACAAAAAGAUGGCGAGCAGGUGGCAUUUUACCGUAACCUCAAGGAGCUAAGCUUUGGGCCUCUGAAUGCGAAGAAAGAUGAUAUUCUUACACGCAGCCCGGGAGCUUUUACCAUCGGCGCAGUGGAUUUUAAGGACAAAUCGCCAACAUCGCCGCCGGAGAUGUUAUAUCAAAAUGUAGGCGAGAGGCCCAACAAGGAGCUUCCAACAGCGGCUGGUACCUCGCCCUUCAGUUAUAAUUUCUGCACUUUACCCAAGAGACCUUGCAUCGUGCCCCCCUACGAGGCUGCCACAGCCCCGCGACAUAUCACCAACCAAGACAGGUUAAACAAAACUGUGGUGUACGGAACCCCCAGGAAAUGCUUUGGGGUCGAGCUCCCUUCCAAAAACAGUGAGCACCAAUUUCUUCUUCAUGGGAAGCUAAAAACAGAACCGGACUAUCUGGAAGUUCUGGAGAAACACACGGCUAUGAGCCAGCUGUAAGAUAAUGAUGUAAUAUCCUCCCAAGCUCCGCCCCCUCCACCAAUGAUCUUUGCAACAUUCAUAAUAAUCAGCAACUGUUAUUAUAGCCCACUAUAUCGCUGUCUUAUUUCUGUGUUGAAGCUCAGAUGAUGGACGGAAAACAAACUUAUUUUUACGGAUUACAUCUCUUCUAUUUUCUUUCCAAUAUGUAUAAAAGAAGUAUAUUAGAAUCCCGUUCUAUUUUUUUUCUUCCUAGAGAGUAUAAAUUAUUCCUUCUUCCUUCCUCAAAGUAAAUCCCUGAAGACCUGAAUGAUGGCAAGACUGUGUAAAAUAUAUGGCCUUGUGCAUUGGUUUUAUAACACGGAAUUUUAUUUUUCCCAAGACAAAGAAAAUAUGAAUCAAUGAGUCUUUGUAGAUGGAGAAAAAGCUGCAGAAUGACAUUCCUGUACAUACAUAGACUGCACAUAUAAAAGGUGAGCGUUAACCCAUCAAAAAUAACCUCUUGAAAUGUACUGAGCAAACUCACUGCAUUCACUCCAUGUGCCUUUGCACUCUGUUUUUUUGUCAUUGAUGUUCUCUGCUGAUUGAUUUUAACUGGAAAGUGUAUUUUAAGGAAGCAAAUCUUUAUGUAAAUUUUUAAAACAAUAUAUUUGUCAGCUCGGGAAAAAAAGCAAAGUAAAUGUACUUGAAAAUGGCUGUGACAUGCUCUAUAUCUUUUGACGAGGACAUGUAUUUUAAUUCAGUAUUGUCUUUGGCUAUGUACAACUUUGAAACAAACAUUGUAUGCUAUAAGGGAGCAACAUAGAAUGGUACAAUUGCGCCAUUAAAUUUUCACUGAGGCACUUUGUCAAGAUCCUGAGGUUGAGGUGCAUUUUGUUUAGACCUCGUGAUUAUUUUUGGAUGCGGCUCACGCUGUGAGUUGCUCUAAUGAGGGUAUGUACGUGUGUGUGCGCGCGUGUGUGUGUGUGUGUGUGCACACAUGCGCGUGUGUGUGUGGUGGGAAGCAGAAAAAUAGAAAAUAAGAGCUUGCCUGCAGCUCGUGCUUCCUCUCUCUCUCUCCAGUGAAACGUAAUGACACUUUCUUCUAAAGUUCAAUGAAAUUUUCAGUUUCCCUUUUCUGAAGCUGUAUUCAAUGUUUCAGAGAACUAAGUGUCUCAUGUAUCAAAGAUAGAAUGUAGUGCAGUUUAAUAUUGAUAAGAGUGCGUGUCAAAAUGCAAUUUAUGAGGGGGCGAGAAACUGUUCAAGAUUUGUAGAUGCAUUUCUGGAAGUGCUGAUUUGUUGGUGUCUUUCUCACACAAGGACACACGCAUACAAAAUCUUUAUGAGCAACCUGUAGUGGGGAAGUGAAAGAAUGUUGGCCUCUUUAAAUGAGCACUGCAAUGCAACACAAAAACUCUGGAAUCUGCCAUGAAAUAGAUUAUCCACAUUUUAAAAUAGGACUUUAUGCAAGUGAGAAAACCGAGCUUAUGUGGUCGAUUUUAAGCCUGCUGUCGUCGAGAGUGACAUGGAGGAACCGUUUUCCCGCAUGAGGUCAUUUUCCUCUGUCACUGGCCUUCAAAACUAAUCCCACCCUUCUUCUGUUCCACCACAAACUCACUCCACCGUUUCCUGUGUCUUUUGUUCCCGUGUUUUCAUCCUCCCCCGCUGGAUCCGCGCUGUCCAUUGUGUAUCUGUCCGAGGUGCUGAAAUGCUGUGCAGGAGGGCCACGCACCAAUUUGAUGGCUGAGCCAAAUUCAAGGCUUGCGUACGAGGAGCCAACUAUGGGUGUAUGUCUUUGAGAUUCAGGUAGCAAAAAAAUAUAUAUAAUAAUCCUGCUUUGGAUUUUAAGAUGUCAGGAUGACAGUGACAAUCUGUGAAGGAACUAUUUACGGAAAAUAGAUCUGGCUAACCUUGAGGCCAUUGUGAGAGUGAGAGAGAAGGUUGCAUGUAAGCUGGUUGUUUUCCAGGCUUGUGCGUGUGUGAAUUUUUUUUUCUUGUUGUUGUGACAUGCUGAAGUAAUAAACACAAAUCAAUCCGUGCUCAGCUUACAUCAGCAGCCCAAUCUGAAUCUGCUCUUAUUUGAUGUUAUUUUAGUAUAU